UAUCAACAAUAACACCGAGAGCCGGACGGAGUGCCACGCGGAGGGAACUGGCGCUGGGAGAAAGCGGCAAAACCAUCUUGUUACCUAUUUUUAGCCAUCUUUACUGAACCUGCUAAGGAUGUACCGGUCCCCCAGGCUGGUGGACGUCCCGGUGGUGGUGGAGCUGCCCACUACCAUGUACAAGGCGCCCGUGUUGAAUGGUUUAGGCGGUGUUGAGUUGGGGGCCUCCUGUUACAGAGGUCACGGACCAUGUAAGAGUUAUCCUGAGGCAACAGCUCUUGAGGCUCGGCAAGAGGCUGUUCUGGCACGUCUUCAAACCCUGAAGGAAAAACUAGACCAUCUCCAGUCCACCCGAACCACUGCCACUGGUGCUGCUCCCCCCACCCUGGGAGCUGCUGCCAUCUCAUCGCCAAAUAAGGUGGCAGCAUCCUUGGAGGGUCAUGUGGAUUUUCUUAAUGAGCUUCACCUGUACAUCUCAGUCCAGGAGGGGGAGGGGGGUGGCUGCCGCGGCGAAGGUGAUCUCCUCCGCCAUCAAGAAUCUGUUUUGUAUCGACUCGGAAAACUGAAAGAAAAACUAAGCCAGCUGUCCAACGAUGGUAAUUCCGGAACCCCAUUAGUGGAGGGGCAGAAAAUUACGUUAGCUGAGAAGCACCAAGGCCUUCUGGGCAUCAUCGGAGCACUCAGGGACGAAAUGAAGUUCCUCGCCAACCUGCAGAAGCAGAUGGAGCAAGAAGAACAUGAAAAAGAGGAAAAGAAGCAGAAAAACAAAGAGAAAGAGAUGAAAAAAUCAAGGAUAGGAGAGCAGAAGGAAGAGAAAGGAAUGCAAGAAGACCAGGAAGAGGAAGAUAUUGAGAAGCACCAACGGUCAAUUUUACGCAAGAUCAACACCCUCAAAGAUGAACUCUUGCGGAUGGUGGCAGGAUUGCGCUCUGUGGUGGAGGCAGCGAAGACAGAAGAGGAAAGGGCUAUGUUGACCUCUGUUUGCAGAUGUUUUGACCUCCAAAACCUUGACCUUGACCUGAAUUCCCAACCACCACCACCUCCUCCCUCUUCUUCUCUUGAUUCCUCUCUCCAUCCUUCACAAUCAUCAUCUUUUACUUCCUCCUUUUCCCCUCUUCCCUCUUCUACAUCCUCCACUAUUCUUCCUCUUUCUUCUUCCGUGUCUGCUGUUCCUUCUGUCCAUUCUCUUUCCUCCUCUACUAUUCCGCCCCCUUCUUCCUCCCCUUCCACCUCCAGCAACAAAACAGAUUCCCUACUUUCUCUUCUUCCUUCUCCUCCUCCUCCAUCUCUUCUCUCCUCUUCCUCGGCCUCCUCCUCCCCCCUUCAGACAGAAUAUGGCACGGUGCAUGACCUUGUGGUGGCUGCCAGCCCUGCCGCUCCACCUCUGUCACUGCUGCUGCUGCGUCGCUUGCUGGCUCAGGCUGGCCGCCCCGUCCACUGCACCAGUCGUCUGCACUCCUCUGUGACAAAGGUGGAUCCUAAGCUUCACGCUGCUUUCACUGCUGCUCCGCUGGGUGACCGGGGGAACCACUCCCUCGCUUUCUCUCUCCAGUGGACAGACACUCCCACUCCAAGCCUCAUGGUCAACCCACUCCGCCAGAUGAGGAUAGAAGGAGAGGCUAACCUAAUCCGCUACAUCUCCCGGUUGUUCCCAUCUACCUCCUCCCUGAACUACGAGGCUGUGGGGUCGUAUUCUACCAUAGCCGAGGUUGACACACUCCUGGACAGCUUGGAGGCACGGCUGUCAAAUGGGAGUGGAAAAGGGAGAGGCGGAAGAGGUGGAAGUGGAAGGGAUGGUGGUGUCAUGAAGGAGAUUGUGGAGAGACUCAGCAAGCAGCCUUACCUGCUCGGAAACACCUGCUCAAUGGUGGACAUUCUCACCUGGUCCCUGCUCCGCCAAGGUGGUGGUGGUGGUGGUGGUGGUGAGGUGGUGAGGCAGUGGACGGAGAAGAUGGAUCGUCUGGCUGCUGCUGCUGAUCUAGACCUGAAUGGAAUAAUAUCCGGAGCACCAGCAUCACAACAACAAGAAAAACAAAAGCAGACGAAACAACAAUCAGCACCGUCAUCAUCAUCAGCAUCAGGAGGAUAUAAGGGAAGAAAGGAACUGGAAGCUUACCUGAAAAAACUUGGAAUUAAAUAUCAGUGUAAGGAGCACAAGGAGGUGUUCACAGUUGAGGAAUUGAUGAAGGAGAUGCAGGGGGUGGAGGGGGUGGUCACCAAGAACCUCUUCGUCCGCGAUAAGAAGAAGAAGCUGUAUCUCCUCUCUGCCUGCCACGAUAAAGAGGUUGACCUCAAGACUGUCGCCAAACAAGCUGGGACAAAAGAUUUACGUUUCUCUGAUGAGGACACACUCUUCUCUGCCCUUGGGGUAAAGCAGGGGUGUGUGUCUGGCCUGGCCCUCCUCAACGACUCUUCCUCUCACUCUGUAACUUUCCUGCUGGAUCGUUCCGCUAUCGACCCCACUGUUCCACUCAUCCACUUCCACCCAAUGUCGAAUUCUGCCACGCUGGGCCUCAAACCAGGAGACUUUGUGGAGAAGUUCUUGUCUUCAACAGGACAUAAACCAGUUUUAAUUGAUUUAUGAAUUUAAGUGUGAAGGAGUUAGAGUAUGUUUAGGCAAGUGUUUGUGAAUGUGUGAGUGUUAAGGGUGUUUAUGGGUGUCAGGUAAUGUUUCGACAAAGGUCUGUAUGAGUGUAUGUGUGUGUGUGUGUGUGUGUGCAAUUCACAAAGCUGAGCAUCAAAUCAGUAAUCUGUUUAUCGUUAAUUAAUGAAGUGCGUAGUUUCAUUAACAAUUUAACUUUUAUGUCGACUUGAAAACCAUUAUUGGAUUAAUUAACCUAAAUAUUUAAAAAAUCAACUUUAAAGGUUUCUAUUUGUUAGGCUUGGAAGUGAGUGGUAUCAAAGGGAGGGCAUUAAUUAUAAAUUUAUUAUAAUGGAGUUUAUGAAUAUUUUUGGUUCUUACUACUGUAGUGUCAAGAGCAUAGUUUGAGGUUUCACUUCUGUUGCAAAUGACUAUUUAUCAAUUAUUCAGUGUUUUUUCCUUGCCCUACAAGCAUAUAGGAAAGAGGGUAAUAAACUUAAAACUCAAUUGUGCUCUUGACACUAAAGAACUAGUGACAACCAUACCAAUUGUCAACUCCAUUAUAGGAAUACACUAGAAAUGUACCUUUGUAUGUUUUACCGUUACAAGCUAACGGAAGGUAUGAUAGGUUUUCCCUCACAUCAACACAGUGUGAUGAGUGGAGUGUCUUGCUUUCUCAGUUGCCUGCCUGCCUUCAUACAACUCAUACUGCUUUUUACUUUCUGCGUUUUAUUUCUUUCGGCUAUUUAACCCCAUCACUCCGGCGACACCGACGUCGGCGUCCGACGGCGUCACCAUAUGGAAAGGGUUAGUCCUCUUCUGAACCUCUUAAUCCUCUUCCAUUUCCUCUUAAUCCUCUUUUAAACCUCUUAAGAGGAAAUGGAAGUGGAUUAAGAGGAACUUAGAGGAGGAUUGAGAGGUUUAGAAGAGGAUUAAUCCUCUACCAUUUCCUCUUGACCCUUUCCACACAGACUCUGCGUCACGGAUGGAAAGGGUUAAUGAAUUAUUUUUUUUGUUCAAUACUUAUGUAUUGUUUUAUUUAAGUUUUUUGUUUUCCAUUUUAGGUGGUUUAUAAUAAAUAACUGAUUUUUUUUAUACAAGAUUAACUUGACAGUUUAUCAAUAAUUUCAGUAUUUUUAACAAAUUAACUGAUAAAUGGUUAUCACUUAACUUUUGGAUUGAUGAAUUUACUGUUGAUGAAGUUGUUUUUAUUGACUGUGCCCAGCUCUAGUAAUUCACCUAUUUGUAUCUUCCUGGACAAAGACACAAGCUCAUGUGUCCCGGGUCUGAGGACUUGGGGUUUUCACCCUUCAGUUAUUUACCUGUAGCAGUGCCAAACCACUACCCCAAGGGGCAGAUGAUAACCCCCAACUCAUACACAGCACCCAUUCACUGCUAGGUGGACAAAGGCACAGGUGGAAGGAGACUGUCCACCUGUCUCCACUCCACUUGAACACUGGAUCUGUUGGUUGUGAGCUACUCGUAAAGGUGGCUUUACACCUGGCAAUUUCUGGCCGGCAAUACAGCCGCGAUGAUCUAGCGGCUAGACCAGCUGGGUGCUCUCGGGAGCAAGUACGUUCACACGUGGGAGGAGCCGCCGGGAGCAUGAAGACGUAAACUGCUAGUAAAUGCAAGGGCAUGAAUUCAUCCCAGACACCCCAAAAGGCUACUACCAUAUCUUAAAACCACAAUGAGUUUGAUCCAUUAGCCUAAUAUUGUAGAAAUACUUUAAAGAAACAAGCUUUAUCAUAAGUAGUAUUGAUUGAUUGAUUGUUUAUUGUUGCAUUUAACAAUAAAGGAGAAGGGAGGAACAUGCCAUUCCAACCCCCAGGCAUUACAUAGUGUGAUUAUAUAAUACACGAACAUAAUCGUUCCUUCCCUCCUUCGAUAUCUCGCAAAGAGAUAAACAUUUUCCGCAAUGUUGCUGCCACUCUCUCAAAAGUUGUUUUGUGCAGACUCUGGUGCUUGUAGAGCUUAUCUUGUGGAUCCCACAAGUGUCGAUGCUGCCUCACUUCCUCUAGCAAUGCCACCUCGGCCUCCUGGCUCCAAAUCUUGUUAUCUUCAUCGGUCAUUUCUUGUUUUAUUGGCGCCAACAUGUUGUACCCAGCUGCCAGUCGGCAAUACAAGACGGACACGCUCAGCUGCAGAGAACUUGCCGUGAGAAGGGCUCCCAGACCCAGACCCAGGCCAAAAAUGCUGCCGGCAGCACGUCGCGGCUGUAUUGCUGACCAGGAAUUGCCAGGUGUAAAGCCACCUUAAGUGUGCUAACCAUUGCACUACAGACUGAUCACUGUAUCACACACACACA
Molecule: messenger RNA, 4889 nt
Organism: Eriocheir sinensis (Chinese mitten crab)
Lineage: Eukaryota; Metazoa; Arthropoda; Malacostraca; Decapoda; Varunidae
Product: aminoacyl tRNA synthase complex-interacting multifunctional protein 2-like
Exons: 12
Coding region: 119-2584 (821 amino acids)
Molecular function (GO): aminoacyl-tRNA deacylase activity
Source: RefSeq, a predicted model, not a curated record